Molecule: messenger RNA, 2456 nt
Organism: Sander lucioperca (pikeperch)
Lineage: Eukaryota; Metazoa; Chordata; Actinopteri; Perciformes; Percidae
Gene: cpeb3
Product: cytoplasmic polyadenylation element binding protein 3
Exons: 11
Coding region: 374-2437 (687 amino acids)
Biological process (GO): negative regulation of cytoplasmic translation
Cellular component (GO): cytoplasm; neuron projection; nucleus
Molecular function (GO): mRNA regulatory element binding translation repressor activity; mRNA 3'-UTR binding; ribosome binding
Source: RefSeq, a predicted model, not a curated record
GACUGACAUAUUUGUUUUAUUGUAAGGAAAAGGUUUGCCGGUACACGAGACAUCUUUGCGGUAUAAUAAAGCGCUUCAGGUGCGUCACUUUCCACUGCAUAAAAAGAACGAAGUGUGCCAUUUGGUGGAAGUCAUUUUAGUUUGGAAAAAGCUCUGUGUUCGCGUGUGUCGAAGUGCCUGCAUCAAGGUAGACCUGUCUUUUAGUCUUGUUGAAGGACAGCUGUAUUUACUGACGUAUGUAAAUGAAUAUAGGCUAUAGGGGAGGUCCCUGCCUGGGCAAAAAACACACACUGAAUCAGUUUCACAUCGCAGCUCCGGAGUUCCUGCGUGGAAGGAAAAAAAACGAGACGUGGCGAAAUCUGCUCAGCAAACCAUGCAGGAUGAUUUACUGAUGGACAAAAACAAAGCCCAGGCUCACCAACAGCAAGAUCCGACGCAAGUAGACCCUCCUCCCUCCACCCCGACCCCGUCAUCGGAGCUCACUUCUUCAUCGGAGUCGGAGAGCCCGUCGACCGGGAGCAACCAAGCGGCUUCAGCGCUGAACAGCAGCAGCAGCAGCAACAAGGACAAAGUGCCGAUGGAGUCGCCGAUCCUGCCCGGGUUGAGCUUCCACCACCAGCCGCAGGAGACCGGCGGCCCCCUUUCCUCCCCGUCCUCCUCUUUUGGGAGCACUUGGUCCACGGGAACCACAAACGCCGUGGACGACAGCUUUUUCCAAGGAAUACCCUCGGUGAACGGGACGAUGCUUUUCCAGAACUUCCCCCACCACGUCAACCCGGUCUUCGGGGGUAAUUUCUCCCCGCAGAUCGGUCUGGCUCCCCAGUCCCAGCAGCAUCAACAGCAAGCCCAGCAGCCGCAGCAGCCGCAGCAGCAGCAGCAGCAACCCCAGCCCCAGCAGAGGAGAUCCCCUGGCAGCCCCAGCCAAGGCCCCUUCCCCCAGAGAACCGCUUAUCAGACCAUCAUGAAUAACAGCAAGGGAUCCUCGUCGUCGUCGUCUUCUUCUUCCUCGUCGUCCGCUUGGAAUAAUCACCAAAACGCCGCAUGGAGCACAGCCUCCAACCCCUGGAGCGGGCUGCAGGCAGGCAGGGACCCGCGCAGAGCGGUGGGCGUCGGGGUAGGGGUCGGAGUCGGCGUCGGGGUGCCGUCCCCCAUGAACCCCAUCUCCCCCAUGAAAAAACCCUAUACUAGCAACGUUAUAGCACCCCCCAAGUUUCCGAGACCAGGUCCCCUCACCUCCAAGCCCUGGAUGGAGGACAGCGCCUUCAGGACUGACAACAGCAACAACAUACUGCCUUUCCAGGACCGGAAUCGGCCCUUUGAUGCUUUUAGCUUGCACUCUUUGGAGAAUUCCUUAAUGGAUAUGAUAAGGACUGACCAUGACAAAGGUAAACCACACCCUGCCGGUGGCCCACCAAUGACUAUCGCUGAUAUUAUAUGGAGGAAUCAUUUUGCAGGACGCAUGGGCCUCAACUUUCAUCAUCCUGGAGCCGAGCACAUAAUGCCAUUGAAUACCCGGAGCUAUGGCCGCAGAAGAGGUCGCUCCUGUCUUUUCCCCUUUGAAGACGGUUUCCUCGACGACGGUCACGGUGACCCCUCCUUGACCCCUGGCCUGAACUCACCCACCCGCUGUCAGAACGGAGAGAGGAUGGAGCGCUACUCCAGGAAGGUCUUUGUCGGAGGCCUCCCCCCUGACAUAGACGAAGACGAAAUCACCAACAGUUUCCGUCGCUAUGGGCACCUGGUGGUAGAUUGGCCCCACAAAGCUGAGAGCAAAUCCUACUUCCCACCUAAAGGCUACGCCUUCCUACUCUUCCAGGAAGAGACUUCUGUCCAGGCCUUGAUCGACGCCUGCAUCGAGGAGGAUGGAAAGCUCUACCUGUGUGUGUCCAGUCCCACCAUCAAAGACAAACCGGUCCAGAUCCGUCCCUGGAACCUGAGCGACAGUGACUUUGUCAUGGACGGCUCCCAGCCUCUGGACCCCCGCAAGACCAUCUUUGUUGGGGGGGUGCCGCGGCCCCUGCGUGCAGUGGAGCUGGCGAUGAUCAUGGACCGUCUGUACGGAGGUGUUUGCUACGCUGGCAUCGACACUGACCCGGAGCUCAAAUAUCCAAAGGGUGCGGGCCGCGUGGCCUUCUCCAAUCAGCAGAGCUACAUCGCUGCCAUCAGCGCUCGCUUCGUUCAGCUGCAGCACAAUGACAUCGACAAAAGGGUGGAGGUGAAGCCGUACGUCCUGGACGACCAGAUGUGCGACGAGUGCCAGGGGGCGCGCUGCGGGGGGAAGUUUGCCCCCUUCUUCUGUGCCAACGUCACCUGCCUGCAGUACUACUGCGAGUACUGCUGGGCCAGCAUCCACUCGCGAGCAGGCCGAGAGUUUCACAAGCCACUGGUGAAGGAGGGUGGCGACCGCCCUCGACACGUGUCCUUCCGCUGGAGCUGAGGGGGGGUCCCCGAGUCAG